AAUCGACGUUAUCAGACGAACCGAGACUUAUGCGUCACUUAACCUUAAAAAUAAACUUAUAUAUUAUUAAAUAUUCGUAGUUUUCUGACGUAAAAUGUACCCGUGAAUCGGUUUUGUCCAACAAUGACAGUUUCUACCGGUUUCGUGGUCGAUAAUGGGGCACAAAUUACCGCUACUUUCCUCGGUACCCUGGUGGCCAUAUCCGAUGGCAUGACCUACGGCUGGACCUCCCCGAUGAUCCCUUACUUCACCGGCCCCGACAGCCACAUCCCCAUGACCUCCUCACAGGCGGAAUUCAUGGAAACCAUCAACUUACUAGGAAGCGCCGCGGGUCUCCCUUUCGUGCUCUAUCUAGUAAACAAGAUUGGCCGCAAGAGGUCCAUGCUGGCCGCCUCGUUCUUGGCCGCCCUCUGUUGGACCACCCUCAUCUUCGCCCGCAACAAGGAAACCUUAUACGUAGCCAGAUUCUUUGCCGGAAUGGCUGGAGAUUUCUGCUUCGUAGCUGCCCCAAUGUACGUGGCAGAAAUCGCCCAUCAUAAAAUCCGAGGGUUCCUAUCCGCCUCCAUAUACCUGAUGAUGUUGCUGGGGGUGCUUUUGGUUUACACCACCGGGUCUUAUGCCCCAUACUACGUCCCCCCGAUCAUCGGGAUUAUUUUGACGGUGUCCCAAUGCGUGUUCUUUCCAUUCAUGCCGGAGUCUCCGUACUUUUAUGUUUACGUGGAUCGAGUGGAUGAGGCCAAGGAGGCCUUACUGAAGCUGCGUCAGAAGAAGUACUCCGAAGAGGAACUGGAGGACAUUAAGAGGUCGGUGGAGAGGCAAAAGACGGAAAGGGGGAAACCCCGGGACCUGGUGCUGGAUAAGAGCAACCGGGUCGCUCUGACAAUCAUGACUGUGCUGAACUUGGGGCAGCACUACUCGGGAAUCACCAUAAUGGUCAUGAACCUUCAUACAAUAUUAGACGAGGCUGGUUCUAAGUAUAUCGAGUCUGAUGUGGCGGCGAUUAUAUUCGCCGUGAUAAUGAUCGUCGGAGGAUCGACCGCUUCCGUGAUAAUCGACAGGUUCGGGAGGAAAUUCUUGCUGAUCGCCUCUGGAUUGAGCACGGGGGUGAUUCUGGCCAUAAUAACCGUCUAUUUCCAGCUAAAAAACACCGGAUAUGACGUGAGUGGGGUCAGCUGGAUUCCUGCUGUAGGCUGUAUGGUCUAUGCGGCCACUUUUAAGCUCGGACUGGGGCUAGUGCCUAUUGUAUUAACCGCAGAGAUCUUCCCCACGACCAUUAAAGCUAUCGGAAUGACUAUUGCGGAGGUAUGGUACAUUGCCGGUGCGGUGACCUCUGUGAACGUUUAUUCUUGGUUGUCAAACUCUUAUGGGAUCCACGUGCCUUUUUACAUAUUGAGCGUGUGCAGCUUCGGUAUUGUGGCUUUUAGUGUUUUUUAUGUUCCAGAGACCAAAGGGAAGACUUUGGAUGAGAUCCAGUUGAUGAUGAGGGGCGAGAGGGUCGAGAGGAAUGAAGAUGGAGAUUUGUAAUUUAGUGUAUAUAUAUUGGGGUACAGUACUGGGGGUUGUUUAUUUUAAAAUAUAUCCCUAAGGAUGAAGUUUGUAAAUAAAUGAAUGGACAAGUGACUAGUGGGUUAUAUUGUCAUGAGAAGGUUA
This is a messenger RNA of Anthonomus grandis grandis, 1650 nucleotides long. Its product is annotated as facilitated trehalose transporter Tret1-like. Gene Ontology annotation, cellular component: membrane. The record is from RefSeq and is a predicted model, not a curated record. Gene Ontology annotation, biological process: transmembrane transport. The transcript is spliced from 2 exons. Gene Ontology annotation, molecular function: transmembrane transporter activity. Lineage: Eukaryota; Metazoa; Arthropoda; Insecta; Coleoptera; Curculionidae. The coding region runs from base 124 to 1524 and encodes 466 amino acids.